Molecule: messenger RNA, 1514 nt
Organism: Exophiala oligosperma
Lineage: Eukaryota; Fungi; Ascomycota; Eurotiomycetes; Chaetothyriales; Herpotrichiellaceae
Exons: 2
Coding region: 474-1178 (234 amino acids)
Molecular function (GO): acyltransferase activity, transferring groups other than amino-acyl groups
Source: RefSeq, a predicted model, not a curated record
CACUUGCAUACCACUAGGGCUGUAUGGUUAACACGAGGUCUUCGUUCUGUCAACCGACCUCUUCCGUAUGCUAUUACAUACAUAUCUAUCGCAAGCUCUUCGGCCGAGUCUACUGUAAAAGUAAUGAUCCACUCUUUUUCCAGCGCAGACUGGCCCUGUAAAUGUCCCGCUGACUUAACCAUGCUGGAUAUGUACUCAAAACAAAAAUUAUGUAAGUUAACCUUGCCGAGGGCGAGGUAAAAUGUCUCGUUCACACUGAGGCAAACUGUUGCGAACUCACAUUCUCUUCUAGAAAGCAUGAGACUCGAUUCUCGUGUCAGAACUCCAGAAUACAUCUCGAUAUCUUGCCAGGUACUGCUAUUCCCACCGGCAUACGCUUGAUCAAACGAAACAGCGCACCGAACUAGCUUCUCCACUAGAACAACCAUACUUCACAUUCAAUUAUCAGAUCUGUGCUGGAUAAGCUGUCCAGAAUGGGGGUUGUGGUGGUGCCCGCGCUCAUCCCUGAUGUUGAGAAGGUCUAUGACUGCUAUUUUGAUGCCUUCAAACAAGAGCCUAUGGCAGCUAUUAUGCUAGACAUACUCUUUCCAGGGGGUGUCACGGAAGAGUUUCGCAAAGAGCAUACCAAAGCCACCUUAGAUUGGUGGCACAAGAGUACCACACAGUACACCUGGAAGGUCUUGGAUACUGAGAAAAACGAGAUCAUAGGUAUGAUUCUGGCCGACGGGUUUGUCAGUGAACGAACCGAAGACGAGCGCAAGUAUACUGGGUUGCCAUGGCUAGAAGGCCGGGAACGAGAACGUGCUGAGGCAGUUGUUCGACCUUUGUGGGAAAUGAGAGAAAAACUCUGGGGUGGUCGCCCGUAUGUGUAUGUCCACGCAAUUGCAAUCAAACCUGAGCACCAAGGCCUUAAAGCUGGCAUGGCCUUGAUUCUGUGGGGUGUGGACCUGGCCGACCGCGCCGAUUUGCCUGUGUACAUUGAAGCGUCGCCAUCAACAUGGACAUUGUACGAAAGAGUAGGCUUCGAGCGCAUCAACGAAAAGCUAGUGCACAAGAAGGAGAUUCUGGGCACGGAUGAAGAUGUUGAGGUGCCGCUCAUGGUGAGGAUGCCUGCAGCGGCCAACGGAAUGACUUUUGAUGAAUGGCGAGCAAACGGAUACCCGCCAUUUGAAGAGUGAAAAGCGACAAAGCAUAGAGUAAUUGGUGAAUCUGGUGCAAAGGUCUAUAGUCUUUAUUGCAUGCGUUCAGGCAGUAACACUUUGACCUCGUCAGUUGCCAGGAAAUCCUUCAAGAUCGUCACGAUGGUCUCCGUGGCAGUAACCCAUUUUUCCAUCGCCUGAACUGCCAGUUCCGGGUCGGUUCCCUUUCCACUUAACCGAAUAUACAGAUCUUUGCGUCGAGGCGCUGCGCUCAUUGCUGCUCGAAAAAUGGGUCUGAUUACGACUGUAUGAUACGGGGAUAGCGUGACCUUGUAGCUGUCUCGGAAAGACUCUCUCAAGUCCAUUUUUGGCAUC